GGCUUCGGGUCUGUCGGCGAUUAAAGGGGAGGAGGAGAAAAUGCGUUAUAUAUCAUUUAGGGAGAAGGUCGUAUUUUUUUUCUUUUUGUAGAACAGACACUCCGAUUUAUUUUGCCUUCCUCGUUCGCUAGUUGUUAGGAGGGAACUUAAUGCGGUUUUCUUUCUGAUUCGACUUAUUUUGUCGCACAGUUUAAUGUCUCCAAUGCUUCUCAAAUCAUUCUUCUUUUCAGGUUUAGUCUGUUCGCCCGACUUUCCUACUAUGCUCGAUUUCAGCUGUUUUGAUUCUUAGCCUCUUUUGGAUCAGCAGCACAAGCAAAAUGUCAUGGUUACAGCCUGCAGUUAGCCAGUGCGGUGAAGAUGUAUUUGAUGAAAAUGCAGAUGAGAUGGACAUAGCCCAGAAAGAAUGGAAGAGUGAAAUGGAGAAACGAAUCAAGGAGGGCUAUAGGGACGGUGUUGAAGCUGGGAAAGUGGUAACACUUCAACAAGGCUUCAAUCAGGGUUACAAAGAAGCAAUAAGGGUGAUAUUUGCAUGUAGCCAGCUCAAAGGAACCAUAAGUGCUCUUCUGUCUUGGUAUCAUCACAAUAAACACAGUCCUGCAAUGCUGAAUAAGAUGACUGAUCUGCUGAAUCAAUUAAGAGUAUACGAAGAACAUGUACUUAAUCAUUUAAAUCGUGUAAAUCCACAACCCAGUGUUGGAGAUUUGCUACAUACUCUUAAUGACAUGGAUCUUGAUCGCGAAUGCUGCGCUGUUGAACAACAUAAUAGAACCUGUGCUGAGCUCACUAAAAAUAGUUGCAGAAAUAAUGGAACAGAUUCAUUUCAAAAUGAAUAUUGUGGCAGGACAGAAGGUCACAUAGGUUCUAAAAGAGCAACCCUUUCUUGGCUUAAAGAAAGAACUGCCAGUAUCAUGGAACAAUUUGGUUUGUCUCCAGACACAGUUAAACAUAUCUAGCUCUUGGCAAAAUAAAUGUGUUGCUUUAAAUUAUAUUUAUAAUAUUCUUUUUGACACUCACAUGAUGACAGGACACCACGGUGAUCAUAAAUACAAGAAUUGGACACAAAGUUGAGAUUGUCUUAAUUUCAAGCUGUCACUGCACAAUGCAGUUGGCAAGACUAUCUGUAUGGUUUCAACAGAUGAUGGUAAUUAUUUAUAUUUCAUCUUUAUUAUUUUUAUAAAUCUGUGACUGUCCUUCAUGGUGCUAGAGACUGGGUGCUGGAUAGGGGACAACAGGCUUCAGUUGAACUCCAAUAAGGGAAGUGCCUGUGGGAAGUUAUCUUUACUUCUAGUUGGGGUUGCACUACUCCAGACAGACCCAAUGCACAACUUAGAGGCUCUCUUAGACUCCAACUACUGCUCAAAGUGCAGGUGGCAGUCAUGACUAGGAGAGCAUUUUUGCAGCUUGUGAUCUUUUCUGUAUUGUGAGGCUGUGCCCUCAGUCACUCCUGCCUUGUCAUCUCUUGUUUGGCUUAUUGCAUCAUACUUGAUAUGGGGCUAUUUUUGAAGAGUAUUUAUAAGCUACAAUUGGCUCAGAAUGCAUUGGCAUGGAGAGACCCUAGGGUAGCACAUAUAAAAUCACUUAUUAAAAAUGCAUUGGUUGCCAAUCUGCUUCUGGGUCCAGUUCAUGCUGUUGGUUAUCUUUAAAGCCCUCGGGAUAUCUGAGGAACUGCCUUGCUCCAAUGGGACUGCCCUGCCCCAUUUGCUCUGGCAGAAAUGGCAUACUGCAGUCCAUAUUAGCCAUAGAAUUUUGCUGGUUGAGUCUAGGAAAAGAGCAUUUUUUGCCAUGGCCCCUGCCCUUGGAGCAACUUGCCACUGAAGGAUCUGCCCCCACUCUCCUGGAAACCAGACUGCUGAAUGCCAUGAAGCCCUGAUGGAGAAUCUAUAGGGUAAAAGCGGAUGCACCACCUGCCUAUUAUCAUCUGAGCCAGUCUUUUAGUUUGUGUUUAAUCUUUUGUAUUUUUAAUUUGUUUUAUAUUUAGAAUUGUUUUGUAUACAUAUUUUUCUAAGCUGUCCAGAGUUGCUUUGGACAGCAAGAUGAGUGGAAUUCAAAUUUAAUAAAUAAAUUCAACAAAUAACUCAAGGUGGUGAACUUCCAACAACAAUCCCGUGAGAUAGAGGGGCCGAGAGUCAGUGACUGUCUCAAGAGAACCCAGCUAGCUUUUAUGACUAAAGCAGGACUAUAACUCACAAUCUUCUAAUUUCUAGCCUGGUGCCUUAAACAUUAGAUCAAUUAGUGCUUUAAUUACUAGACCAUUUAUAGCCUCCACCUCCCAUAUUUCUGAUGUAUCUCUUGAAAAGUUUAACAAAUACAGCAGUGCAAAGAUGGCAUAUUUAUUGGUAUUUAUGGGAAGGAAAAUAAAACAAUAAAUAUAACAAAUACAGCAUUAGCAAUUAUCUCAAUAUCACUCAGGUAGUUUCCUGAUAGCCGAAUUGACAGGACGCAGUAAUAUACAUUUCUCAUAUUUAAUGAGUCCAUGAGCAUAAUUCAGUUUUAAAAUAUAUUAAAUAUUUUAUCUACAUACAAUGCCUUAUAAUUUAUGAAUUAUUAAAAUUUCUUCUUUAAAUAUUUUUUUGUCUGAUUUACUUCUGUUUUGCUAUGCAUUCUUAAUCUAUAUUUCCAAGAGUUGUGGUUUGUAAAGAAGCUGUUGUAUAUUAUAGAUACAAGCUUCUCUAUUCUUGGUAUCCUUUCAGGAGCUAUGAGAAAUCUUAGAAAGUCAUUAACUUAAAAACAAAUUAAUGCUAUUUUUUAGUCCGCUGCUCCAAUAAAAAUGAACAAGUUUUCCCAUGCAUAAAAACAAUAAAUUAAUAGAAAAACAAUAAAAAUAGAGUUAAUUAUUUUGAACUAGUAUAUGUCUGCAAUAACUGAUUAUCAUAAGAUUACAAGGUUAAUGAUUACAGUCUAUAUAUCCUUGCAAUAAAGGCACAUUAUUUUCACUCUUAUGAAAAAUAUAUGCAGAAGCAAUAUAUAAUUGUCAUCUAUUUUAAUUUAUUGAGAUAUGCAUGCCAUUGCUCUAUAUUCAUGUAAUUUCUUUUGUGUCAUCUAAAUUGUAAGCUACAGAUUAUUUUUUUACUUUUCUUCUAAUGUUUACAAGCGAAUGAAAGAUUGUUCUGCAUUACUCGAGGUUUCUAACAAAACGCAUAUUUUAUAAAAACAAUUGUAAUGUUAUUCUCAUCUUGUAUGUCUUUAACAUUAUUCAAAGAGUAUGUCUUUUCAAUUGCUCCAUUAACUUGUUUUGCUGCUUUUUUGCAUAUUCAAAAUAUGGGAUUAGAGGAAUUAGAUAUAUAAUUUACUAAACUGUACUUGUGAUUUUGAGCAUUUACUACCAAUUUUAAAUAAACUAAACUGAUAUUCAA
This is a messenger RNA of Thamnophis sirtalis, 3353 nucleotides long. NCBI's taxonomy places the organism in Eukaryota, Metazoa, Chordata, Lepidosauria, Squamata, Natricidae. The record is from RefSeq and is a predicted model, not a curated record.